CACUGUCUUGAUCCUCGCUUCUAGCACGCCGCGUUCAGAUCACCUUACCAUGUGUCUCGCUCCAUUGGCUGGCAAGCCUUACGAUGUAUCAGUACGGGCCUUGCGUAUGUAUCAUUCUCUAGCAUCAUGUGGGCCAGUGCUGUGACGAACCGAAGUCGGAAUGUGCUUCGGAACGCCCCUCCAUUUAACCCCUCCUGAUCGCUUUUCUCUUUGUUUGUGUGACUUAUUCAUUCCUCUUGUUGAUUUCGUGUACAUAUCUGCAGCAUGCUGGAUGUUCUGUCGUACGUCCCUAGGGACCCGUUUCAGCAGCUGACAUUGUCGCUGUGUGUGCUUGGCUUGUUCCUUACGACGAUUCUCAUCUUUGCUUUUAAGCCUAGAAACAAGACGGAGCCGAUCACGAGUAGCAUAGAGGCGUACCUGAAGUUUGCUUACGGGUGUUUCUUGAAACCUCACACUGGGGACGGCACUGGGAGCCAACAGGAUGCAUUGGAAAGCUUCUACAAAGCGCAAGCCAGCGUCUACGAUGCCACUCGAGUGCAGCUCCUCCGCGGCCGCGAGGACAUGCUGGGUCUCGUUGCAGCACAACUGAAGCACCGUGCUGAGACUGGCUUGAUCUCUCAGCGCCCAGUUUGGGUUGAUAUUGGCGGCGGCACUGGUUGGAACGUGGAACAGAUGAACAACUUCGUCUCGGUCCCAGACUUCUUCCGCGCAGUCUAUAUCGUCGAUCUCUCCCCAAGCCUCUGCGAGAUGGCUCGCAAACGCUUUGCUCGCCUUGGCUGGACGAACGUCAAAGUCAUCUGUCAAGACGCGCGCGCUUUCCGCCUCCACGAGCACGAAACACAGGCCUUCGAGCGCAAGGCGUACAAGAUCCAGGGACAGACUGUGCGCGAUCUGGAUGAGAACGCCGACGCUGGUGGCGCUGAGCUCGUCACCAUGAGCUAUGCUCUAUCCAUGAUCCCAGAGUUCUACCCGGUCAUCGACUCUAUCGACAGUCUCCUGAGCCCCAAUGGCAUCGCAGGUGUUGUGGAUUUCUACGUCCAGAGUCAAGUUGAUUUCAGAGGCCGAAACUACAUUGGUGGUGCAAUCGACCGCCACUGCAUGUGGCUUUCGAGAGUGUUCUGGCGCACCUGGUUCGAGAUUGAUCGCGUUAACUUGGAGGCUGCCAGACGGGACUACCUCGAAUACCGCUUUGGUACCGUGCUCAGCGUCAACGCCCGCAACAACUUCUUCGGCACCGGUAUUAAGCUUCCCUACUACAUCUGGAUCGGCUGCGGGAAGGACAGCGGCGCGUCUAGGCAGAAACUUGCAGAAAUCGACGCUGCCGCCACUGAGUCGCCAUACCUUUCUGCUCUCGAUCUCCAGACUGGUGUCACACAGACUGAUGUCGAGGUUCGAUCAAAGGCGUACGAAUCGGCGAUUGUGAACCUCCAGUCAUCGCUCCCCCUGCCCGCCACGUGGUACCAAAACCACCACUGGCGGAUUCACUACGAUUCAAUGCUUCUCAAGCACACCCGAUUCAACAACUCAUACAUCUACGCUUUCACCUGGGAGGAUGAUGUCGCAGACCACCGCAUCCUCAGGCCUACAGCCAACGAUGUCAUUCUUGCUAUCGGGUCUGCAGGCGACAACAUUCUGUCCUUCUGUCUGGCCAACCCGCGCCGUGUCCACGCAGUCGACUUGAACCCGUCUCAAAACCACCUUCUCGAACUCAAAGUUGCCGCUUUCACAGCCCUCGGCUAUCAAGACGUCUGGAAGCUUUUUGGCGAGGGUAAGCACAGUGACUUCAAGAACAUCCUUGUCCAGAAGCUCAGCCCCCAUCUCUCGAGCGACGCCUUCCAGUUCUGGCUCCAUAAUGGGCCUUCGGUUUUCUCCAAGUCCUCAAAAGGGCUCUACUACUCUGGUGGCUCCGGUAACGCACUCGCGAUGGGAGGCUGGCUGUUCCUCCUCCUCGGCAUGUCUGCAGACGUGAAGAAACUCUGCGAAGCCCAGACUCUCAACGAGCAGCGCGAGAUCUGGCAACGCAGCAUCAAGACGGUUCUGCACUCCAAGAUCCUCACAUAUUGCAUCCUCGGUAACGAAAAGUGGCUGUGGAAAGCGCUCGGCGUACCCCCGGCCCAGCGCGCCGUCAUCGAAGCAGACUUUGUCAAGACGGCCGACUUCUCCGAGACCAAGACCAAAGACGCAGGCGAGGAAUACAUGGCGUUCCACGACGAACCCUCCGACGAGGCACUAAAGCAAACAUCCGGCAACGCCAUCUACGAAUACGUCCUAAACACCUUCGAGCCCGUCAUCAACACCACCCUGCUCAGCACCCAGAACCACUACUACCUCCUCACCCUCCUGGGCCACUACACACCCACCUCGCACCCCACCUACCUCUCCCCCAAGAGCCACGUCCGGCUCAGCAAGCCCAACGCCUUCAACGGCCUGCGCAUCCACACCGACGAGAUCAGCGAGGUGAUUGCACGCAUGCGCCCCUCGACACUCACCAUCGUCGUGGUCAUGGACAGCAUGGACUGGUUCCCGCCGACAGGCCAACAAGCGCUCAAGCAGAUCCGGGCGCUGAACCGGGCGCUGCAGGUCAAGGGCCGGGUGAUGCUGCGCAGCGCGGGGCUGGAGCCGUGGUAUCUGAAGGUGUUUGGCGAGAACGGGUUUAGCUGCAAGAGGGUUGCUGUGAGGGUGCCGGGGAGCUGCAUUGACCGGGUGAAUAUGUAUGCGUCGACGUGGAUUUGUACCAAGGAGGUUGGGCUGGGGCAGGAGGAUGUUAACACAAGACUGAGGCAGGCUAGUUUGGCGGAACUGAGGCUGGAGGCGCCGGCUAUGCGGGUGGAUGAGUAGACGUGCGGUUGUCGAGUGAAGAUACCACAUCCUGAAUUUACGCGAGUUCUCCAAAAUGCAAACUGUUCUG
Molecule: messenger RNA, 2908 nt
Organism: Boeremia exigua
Lineage: Eukaryota; Fungi; Ascomycota; Dothideomycetes; Pleosporales; Didymellaceae
Exons: 6
Coding region: 265-2838 (857 amino acids)
Source: RefSeq, a predicted model, not a curated record